AGGGUUUAUGGCGUUGGUUGAUUAUGGCGCGUCUUCGUCCGACGAGGAGGACGAGCGCAUGGACGCCGUGGAGCCGGCACCUCCAGCACCGCAACCAAUGCCAUCGGCAAUUCCAGCGCCAGAGGAAUCGCGAGUGAGGCUACCGGAUGCGGCACAAGAGCUGGCUGGAAUCGGGGGAAAUCCAAGCAGUGGCAGCAGUAGCGCGAGGAAACGAAGCAGCCAGGAAUCGAAUGGGACGAGACGGCCGCCGUCGCCGCGGAGGAAGGCUGCUCAUAGCAGCUCGCGAUCGUCAGUGGGAUUGCCACCGCCGGACACUGCCGGUGGCCGCCUCAUCCCUCCCCAGCUCCUGCAAAGAAGGAGAAAUGUGGUGACCCAAGAUCUAGACAAGCUGUUCGUGCGAGGAAGAACGAGGCAGCAGUAGAAGAGUAAAAAGCCAAGGUAACAGGGUAACGUUUUUCUACCGUGGUCAGUCGACGAGGUUUCGAAUCGCGCGAAGCCAGUGGAGGGAAAGGAAUUUGUAUUUGUUUUCCUUUUCUUUUUUUGGCAAAAUGUGGGGCAGUGGGUUAAACAAACGGUGUGCCCAUUUUUUAGGGUUAGCUCUCUCAUCUCAUCAGAGGAGCAAAGCCAUGGCGGAAUGGCAUCGUUUAGGUGGGGGUGGGGUAAUCCAUUGGAGCACCAUGCCCUACUAUUACCACCUAGUCUAGUCUCUACGCAACACCGCCACGACGAGGACGCGACGACGACAAGGACGACGGCAAUAAUCUCGUCUAUCUCUUUCUCUCCUCUGGAUUGUCGCCUAUGUGCAUUGCCGCAUCGCGCGAGAUCCCAGUCUCGAUCGGUCGAUCGCGCCUAGAAUUUGCUCCUGCCUCGUGGACGCCGCGCCUGGAAUUUCGAAGGGAAUGAGGCGAUCUGGGAUAGCACGAGAAGGAGGGGAUUAGCGGCGAUGGCGGUGAUUGAGGAGGAGGAGGAGGAGACAAUGGGUGGAAUCUGAGAGCUUCGGAUGGUCUCAGGUAAGGCAGAAAUCACAUGGCAUAUGCUGGAUAUAAGAAUUUGUUAAGUGUUGGUUCUCGGGCAGUACGGUUGGAUAGGCCUUUCUCAGUUGGCACAAUGGCAAAGCCCUCCGUUCCUUCGCCGCCACCGCCACUCGGGGGCCCGCUACUGCGCCCCAAAUCGGCCUCUCCUUCCUCGGCACGGCGCUCCAGCAUUGGCUCUCAAAAAAAUGAUUCCCACAUAUCGGGAAGAGUGCGUGUGGCAGUGCGCAUUCGUCCCAGGAAUGCGGAAGAGCUCAUAGUGGAUGCGGAUUUUGGAGACUGUGUGGAGCUCCAGCCCGAGCUCAAGCGACUACGACUGAGGAAGAACAACUGGGACUGUGAAACUUACCAGUUUGACGAGGUGUUUGCAGAGACGGCCUCCCAGAAGCGUGUCUACGAGGUUGUGGCGAAGCCAGUGGUGGAGAGCGUGCUUGAAGGCUACAAUGGAACGGUCAUGGCCUACGGGCAGACGGGAACUGGGAAAACGUUCACUCUCGGAAGGCUCGGGGAGGAAGAUAGUGCGGACAGAGGAAUCAUGGUUCGGGCCAUGGAGGAUAUUUUGUCUGAUAUUUCUCCAGAGAACGACUCCGUUACCGUUUCCUACCUGCAGCUGUACAUGGAGACGGUGCAGGAUCUUUUAGCUCCCGAAAGGGAUAACAUUCCCAUUGUCGAAGAUCCAAAGACCGGGGACGUGACGCUUCCUGGGGCUACUCUGGUUCCCAUUAUUGAUCACAGAAGUUUCGUUCGUUUGCUACAAGUGGGUGAGGCUAAUAGAUUUGCGGCCAACACAAAGCUUAAUACCGAGUCAUCACGCAGUCAUGCAAUUCUUUUGGUAAAUGUAAGAAAGGUAGGGCGUGCCAAGCCGGACAGGGAAGUAGUUGUACUGAGCGAGAAUGGAAAUUGCGUCCAGGUUGCCAAAGGGAACCGUGUACCAACAAUCCGUAAAAGUAAGCUGGUAAUUGUUGACCUUGCCGGAUCGGAGCGAGUAUACAAGUCAGGUAGCGAGGGACAUACUCUUGAGGAGGCAAAGUCCAUUAAUCUAUCGCUUACUGCUCUUGGCAAAUGUAUCAAUGCGCUUGCCGAAAACAGUCCACAUGUCCCAACGAGAGACUCAAAACUCACCAGAAUCUUGCGAGAUUCAUUCGGAGGGACUGCUAGAACGUCCCUUAUUAUCACGAUUGGGCCAUCUCCACAACAUCGUGGAGAAACUGCGAGUACUAUAAUGUUUGGACAGCGUGCCAUGAAAGUUGAGAACAUGGUUAAGUUGAAAGAGGAGUUUGACUAUAAGGGCCUUUGCCGGCGCCUAGAGUCUGAGCUCGACAAACUUAUUGUAGAGAAUGAGCGUCAGGCCAAGGCCAUAUUCGACAGCGAGGAAGAGCUGGAGAAACGGCUGGAGGAAGCACGACACUGCGUUGCAGAGGCUGAAAAUAAGCUGGCAUCGUCUCUAGAUAGACACAUGCAGAUCGAGAAAGCUAAGCACCAAAAGGAGCUGAUGGAACUAUCGCAAAAGCAUACUCAAGAAGUGGCCGUGCUGAUGCAAACGCUGGCCUUAGAACGAGCUCAAAAGGAUAAUCUGGAAAAGGACUCUUCAAGUAAUGACUCAACUUCACAACCUGACGAGGCCUUGCAACUGAAGCAGCUGCUUAAAAAAGAGUCUCGUUUGAGAGAACAAGCCGAGCAAGAAUUGAAGAUUUUAAAAUCUGGAAAUUCUGCUGUUGCAUCCGAGAACGAAGUCAUACUGAGCCUCCAAACAAGGGUGGACGAAGAAACCAGAGCUAGACACGCGCUGGAAAAGGAGAUCCAGGCUCUCAAACAGCAGCUGCAAGUGAAUGAUGAGGUUGACGAGCCAAGAAAGAGCCCGGAAAGGGAUUCAGGGUCUGGUGCAGACAGUCCAUCCGCUUUACUGAGGCCUCAAAGUGCCAGGAGUGAGAAUGGCGGCGGCCAAAGGGCAACAAUCGCUAGGCUCUUUGAGCAAGUUGGACUUCAAAAGAUACUGUCGUUGCUGGAGUCAGAAGACAUUGACGUGCGAGUACAUGCCGUAAAAGUAGUUGCAAACUUAGCAGCUGAAGAAGCGAACCAAGAAAAGAUCGUUGAAGCAGGAGGGCUGCAUUCUCUUCUGUCGCUUUUGAGAGGUUCUGAAGACGAAACUAUCAGGCGCGUGGCAGCAGGUGCCAUUGCAAAUCUGGCAAUGAAUGAGAUCAAUCAGGAGCUGAUAAUGACGCAAGGUGGCAUUGGGCUCUUGGCCAAGACGUCUGAUGAGGCCGAUGAUCCUCAAACUCUUCGAAUGGUGGCAGGGGCCAUAGCCAAUCUGUGUGGGAAUGAUAAACUUCAAAUGAGGUUGCGAGAGGAAGGUGGCAUCCGGGCUUUGCUUGGCAUGGUAAGAUCGAGACACCCAGAUGUUCUCGCUCAAGUUGCCAGGGGCAUAGCCAACUUUGCUAAGUGCGAAUCCAGAGCCGCUGCCCAAGUGUCUGGAGCUUUUGCAGGCUAUCGGAACGGCCGGUCUCUACUGAUUGACGAUGGAGCAUUGCCUUGGAUAGUGGCAAAUGCCAACAAUGAAGCAUCUCCGAUCAGGCGGCACAUAGAACUCGCGCUAUGUCAUCUGGCACAACACGAGGUGAAUGCCAAAGAUUUGGUCGCAGGCGGCGCUCUCUGGGAGCUCAUUCGCAUUUCGAAGGAGUGCUCUCGGGAAGACAUCCGCAACCUCGCGUUUAGAACGCUGAAUGCCAGCCCAACGUACCAAGCCGAGCUGAGACGACUGCACCUAGCAUACUGAUUGAGAUUGAGAUUUUUGGUUCGCCACCUUUUCUCGCGUGUAAGUAUACACUUUUGUUCGAGCAGCACAGCACAGCCCCAUGGAGCAAAGUUUUGGACAUGUUCAUUUUUUGGUGAAGAGAAUACAAAAGCAAUGGAUUGUAACUCCUUUGAAAA
This is a messenger RNA of Selaginella moellendorffii, 3959 nucleotides long. Its product is annotated as kinesin-like protein KIN-UB. Gene Ontology annotation, molecular function: microtubule motor activity; ATP binding; microtubule binding. Bases 1027 to 3804 code for a protein of 925 amino acids. The transcript is spliced from 21 exons. NCBI's taxonomy places the organism in Eukaryota, Viridiplantae, Streptophyta, Lycopodiopsida, Selaginellales, Selaginellaceae. Gene Ontology annotation, biological process: microtubule-based movement. The record is from RefSeq and is a predicted model, not a curated record.